AUGGGCGCGCGCCUUCCAGAGCCCACGGAGGGCCCGGGGGCUUGCAAGGUGUGGGAGAUCAAGACCCUGGGUCGCGCCGACGAUGAGCGCGCGAGGGAUAUGCUGGAGAAGACCGCGUGGCAGGUGCAGCCCAUCAUGCGCAAGCGCGGGUGGAAGGUCCAGGAGCUCUGCGAGAUGAAACCCGAGCAGCGCGACAGGAUGGGCGACAACCUCAACAUGGGCCAGCGCGUCCGUUUAAAACUGCGCAAGAACAACAGCGGCGACUGGUUCGACUACGACCAUGUCGUCUUGGUCAUGCUGCACGAGCUGUGCCACAACGACAUCGGCCCGCACAACGCGAAAUUCUUCAAGCUCCUCGACGAGAUCACCGUCGAGUGCGAGGAGCUCAUGGCCAAGGGAAUCGGCGGAAGCGGCGCGGGGUUCGACGCGAAGGGUCAGAGACUGGGGCACAGGGGCGGGUGGGGCGGAAUCGAGACGCGAGAUCCGCGAAAGGCCGCCGCGGAGGCGGCGGCGAGGCGCGCGGGGUACCAGGCCGCCAUGGGACCCGCGGGGGGCAGAAAACUGGGCGGGGGGGGGACCGGCGCCGCGACCCAGCUGGGCCCGAGGGAGGCGGCGGCCGCCGCCGCGGAGCGCAGACUUCGCGCGGAGCGAUUCGCGAGGGAGAACGGCUUGAUGAACGACGUCGUGGUCAUCGACGACGAAGACGACGACGACGGGGGGGACGGGGACGGGGCAGGCGAAGGAGGAGGGAUGGCAAAGACGGCGCCAGCUAGGAACGAGGGUGCCGAGGUGGUGGUGUUGUCGAGUCCGCAGGAGCCGGGAACCCGGGACGCGGGGAAACGGAAGAGAACUUCGGGGCGACGAGCGGACGAAGACGACGAGGAGGAGGCGGAAAAGGAGGAAACAGACGACGACGACGACGUCGUGUUUGUCCAGGCGGUGCCCGCGCCCCGCCCGGGUGUCGACCGACCGGAGCGCAGGUGGACGUGCUCGCAGUGCACGCUGGUGAACCCGGAACGCGCGACGCACUGCGGCGCGUGCGAGCGGUGGAGGUUCGGGCGAGGCGCGCCCGCAGCGUCCAGACCAACCGUAGGCGUCGACGACUGA
Molecule: messenger RNA, 1107 nt
Organism: Micromonas commoda
Lineage: Eukaryota; Viridiplantae; Chlorophyta; Mamiellophyceae; Mamiellales; Mamiellaceae
Exons: 2
Coding region: 1-1107 (368 amino acids)
Source: RefSeq, a predicted model, not a curated record